Messenger RNA from Dovyalis caffra, 408 nucleotides. The record is from the annotation of a GenBank genome assembly. Lineage: Eukaryota; Viridiplantae; Streptophyta; Magnoliopsida; Malpighiales; Salicaceae.
AUGGAUUUACCGGAGCUGUGGGCAAUCUUCGGUCCUGGAAUCGCUGGCGCGGUAUUUGGCGCAGGAUGGUGGUUUUGGAUCGACGCCGUCGUUUGUAGUUCUGUUAAAGUCUCCUUCGUUCAUUACCUCCCUGGCAUAUUUGCAUCUAUUGCAGCUCUGAUGUUUAAUUGCGUUAGAAAAGAGGAUAUUGAUUACUCUCCUUACGAGGAAGGCGAGUGGAGAUUGAAGCUUUGGCUUUUCUUGGCAUAUGUUGUCUCUUUUGUCUCUUUAGCAGCAUCAGUGGGCUUAUUAAUACAAGAUUCAAUUGUCAAAACUGGGCCUUCAGUGUGGACAGGAACUGCUGGCGUCUUGCAGUGUGUGUUUGUGCUGAUCAGUGGGCUAAUUUAUUGGACUUCACAUUCCGAAUGA